This is a messenger RNA of Eruca vesicaria subsp. sativa (arugula), 2289 nucleotides long. Lineage: Eukaryota; Viridiplantae; Streptophyta; Magnoliopsida; Brassicales; Brassicaceae. The record is from the annotation of a GenBank genome assembly.
UUAUGUCUUGUUCGUUGGUAAGAAGGUGACGAGUAAAAAAAAAACGAAAAAACAAAAAAAAACAGAGGUUUGAUCGCAAAAGUCCUAAAGGUUUCGACUUUCAAUUUCAUUUUUGCGUGAUCUAUAAUCAACUGGAGCAGAGAUUGUGAUCCAGGGUUUAUCUUCCUGAUUUGCUUUGGUGUUUUGGUAUAUGCAUAAUUGAGAGAGAUGGUGGUCAAGAGGAGGUUAAAUUGUGGCUUUGAUUUCUCCAGUAUUCCCAAGGCUCCUCGUUCUAGCAGGAGGAAGGUAUCAAGUAAGACAGAUGAUGUCAGCGCAAUUGAUCUGCUCGCUUCUCUUGCUGGAAAGUUGUUAGAAGAAAGUGAAAGUUCCUCAAACUCUACCAAUGCAUUCGAAGGGUUUAGUCAUCAGGAUGGGAAGAUGAAGCAAGAACAUGUCUAUAACCAUAAUAAGCCUUGUAAAUCUGACUUCUCUCAUCAAGCAAACCUUGCCUCUUCAAAGUCCCCUAGUGAAAACACUAGCGACGUCUCUUUGGAAAAUGGUUGCGUUUUGGAGCAGACACCGGUUUCUGAUUGUAAGAGCGCUGGUGGUGUGAACCUCCUUGUAGGGUGUGUAAAUAAGAAAGAGGAUUGUGAGUUUCAUGUUGAAUCAGGGGGAGUCACUGAGGAGACAGGUGUUGUUAAUGUAGAUGACGGUGGCUUAAUCGCUGAUACUUUCAGCUUAAAGGAUCCAAGUCAGUUGCCUGUGCAGUCAGUCCCUAAUGGAUAUAGGAAUCGUUCUAAGUUAGUUUGUAGAGAUGAUGACGAAAACUAUUGUAAGUACUAUAAAUUCAGUGACAAAUGUAAUAAGUCGUACAGGCCUUUGACAUGGUCUGGUGGACAUCGAAGAAUCAAGAAGUCGGUGGUUACAAAAUACGGGAGAGCACUCCCUAAGUCCAAGUGUUUUGAAGACACCAAAACAGAUGGUUGUUUAAAGGCUCUGCACCGCAAGAGAAAACUAUGUUAUGGUUACAACCCAUGGAAGCAUGAGACCGUUCAUAGGAAGAGAAGAUUGUCUGACAAAGGAUUGGUUGUAAAUUCUGAUGGAGGACUCAGUAGUGAAAGUGUUACCAAUUCACCUGAAAAGGGAGAAUCAGAAAAUGGUGUUCUCUCUACCGCAAUAGGUCUUCCUUCAGAGGACUCACUUGUAAAGUUCAGCAUCAAGUCCCUUAGGAUUCCUGAGCUUUUUAUAGAAGUUCCAGAAACAGCAACAGUAGGCUCACUGAAGAGGACGGUGAUGGAGGCUGUCACUGCUUUACUAGAUGAUGGAAUAAGUAUAGGGGUGUUAGUCCAAGGGAAGAAGGUUAGAGAUGACAACAACACUCUAUCACAGACUGGUUUUUCUUGUAGAGAGAAUCUAAGCAACCUAGGCUUCACCUUGGAGCCUGGUCCGGAGAAACUUGGUGUACCUCUUCGCUCUGAAAAUCAUGUCAUGUCUAAGCCAACUGAUUCCACAAAGUUGCCAGAAAGGUCCGCAGAUUCUUUAGCGUGUGCAGAUUACGUGAUUAAUUCGACAAACUGUGUGGAGAACAAACAAGAGUUACUACCAUGUCAGAUUGAUGAACAAAAACCUUCAUCAGAUUCAAGAGCGCUGGUUCCAGUUUCAGCCUUGGAACCAGAAGCUCUUGCUAUUGUCCCAUUUAACGAGAAACCUAAGCGCACAGAAGCUUCACAGCGCAGAACCAGGAGACCAUUCUCUGUUACAGAGGUAGAAGCUUUAGUACAUGCAGUUGAGGAACUUGGGACUGGAAGAUGGCGUGAUGUGAAACUGACUUCUUUUGAUAAUGCAAGUCAUCGAACCUACGUGGACUUGAAGGACAAAUGGAAAACUCUUGUUCACACGGCAAGUAUUUCACCGCAGCAACGAAGAGGAGAGCCAGUGCCACAAGAACUGCUAGAUAGAGUCUUGGCAGCACAUAGGUAUUGGUCACAGCACCAAGUUAAACAGAACGGGAAACAUCAAGCGGCUGCAACUAUAGUGAUUGAAUCAGGUCCAUCCAUGUAAAGAAGGAGAAGGUAUUACAAUGACUUUCACUUGAAGACAAAGGAAGCAACGUGGGCAACUGUACAAAGAGCAUAACAACAGAUGCAUAUCUUUUUUAUUUUUCAUUUUUUUUUCCAACUUGAGAUUUUUAAUCAUAGCUGGCAGAAACAAGACAUUUGUUCAUUUCAGUUUCUAAUUGAUUUGAUUCUGUAAUAUGGUAUAUUGGUUGGUAGGUUCUUGAAGACAUUCUUUUAUUUAUUUUUUGUAAUA